Callithrix jacchus (white-tufted-ear marmoset) is the source of this 1735-nucleotide messenger RNA. Its product is annotated as olfactory receptor 52D1-like. Gene Ontology annotation, biological process: G protein-coupled receptor signaling pathway. Lineage: Eukaryota; Metazoa; Chordata; Mammalia; Primates; Cebidae. The record is from RefSeq and is a predicted model, not a curated record. Gene Ontology annotation, cellular component: plasma membrane. Gene Ontology annotation, molecular function: G protein-coupled receptor activity; olfactory receptor activity.
AGAAAAGGCAGUUUCCUUGGUCCAAGUAGGUUUUCAUCAUGAUAUGCACAGGACCGCUAGUGAGGAAAAAUUUAUGAAGAGAAAGUAAAAAUAUUUGACCCUUGUUAUGCCAGCAUACAAUAAGACCGAUGCCCAUCCAUCAACCUUUAUUCUUAUUGGCAUUCCUGGGUUGGAAGCUGCUCACAUCUGGAUCUCCAUCCCCUUUUGUGUGGUCUACUUGCUGGCCCUACUGGGAAACUGCUCUCUUUUGUUUAUCAUCAAGACAGAGCCCAGUCUCCACGAGCCCAUGUACCUAUUCCUCUGCAUGCUGGCUGUAGCUGAUGUUGUUGUGUGUUCUACAGCUGUGCCCAAACUUCUCAGUCUCUUCUGGUUCCAUGAUGGAGAGAUUCGCUUUGAAGCCUGCCUCACUCAAGUGUUCCUGAUUCACUCAUGCUCCACCAUGGAAUCUGGCUUCUUCCUGGCUAUGGCUUUUGACCGAUACAUGGCCAUUUGUAAUCCAUUAAGACAUUCAGCUAUUCUGACACGUGCUGUAAUUGGGAGAAUGGGACUAGCUGUUGUACUCAGGGGCAUAGUACUUCUCAGUCCUCACCCUUUCCUAUUACGUUGGCUUCCCUACUGCAGAACCCAUAUCAUUUAUCACACCUACUGUGAGUUCAUGGCCCUCAUCAGGAUUGCCUGUGCAGAGACAAAAAUUCGCAGAGCCUACAGCCUCAUUGUUGCCUUCCUUACUGGCGGGGUGGACUUUAUAUUGAUCAUUUGCUCUUAUGUCCUCAUACUCCACACCAUUUUCCAUCUCCCAACCAAAGAUGCCCGACUCAAAUCUUUGGGCACCUGUGGCUCCCAUGUCUGUGUCAUCUUAGUGUCCUAUACUCCAGCCUUCUUCUCUUUUCUCACCCACAGGUUUGGGCACCAUGUGGCUCCCCAUGUUCAUAUAUUUGUGGCCAACAUCUAUCUUCUUGUCCCACCCAUGGUAAACCCCAUUAUCUAUGGGGUAAGGACAAGAAAGAUACGAGACAGGUUCUUUAAAGUUUUCAGUUUUUCAAAGCCUCUAACUAAAUCAUUUUUGCUGGUGAGAUAUAUCUGAACAAAACAUUGUAUUAUCUUCGAAUGUAAGGUCUUUCUAUUAAGGCACUCUUUUAAUAAUCAGACAGCUAAGAUUUUUCUGUGGAAAGUAACUUAUUCAAACAUAAUUGUUAGUUUAAACAGAUAUAAUUAUAGACUGUCUAUGCACAUUAGAUUACCAAGUAGAGGGAUUAUUUGACAUUUAAAUCUUGUUAGACUGUUUAAAAUUAAUAAUUUUAAUAAUAUGACUGUCACACAGUGUAUUUCAAAGUUUCAAUUGGCAUAACCAUCUAAGUCUUGCCAUUAUAGAAGAUAUCAAUCUGAACAUAUUAGGAAAUCAGAUUAAUAAAAGAAGAGGAGGCUUUGGGUCAUGGGGCAGAGGAAAGGGAAAAAAAAUGAAGAGGAGGCUACAAGAAAAUCUGACUUUGAACUGUGUCUUUUUUUGGAUUAUUUCAACAUCACUUUGCAGUUUAUUCUAAAAUGCUGCAAUUAUUUUUCAACUUAUUCCUACAUUGUUUCCCCUUUCCUCUUUUAAAGGAAAUCUUAAUUUAGUAUCAACUCUUUCUAAUGUAUGACGACCAAUUAAAUUUGCUUAACAAAAUGUAUAAUGAUAAAUUUUAUUCAUUUUUCAUGUGUCAAUAAAAAUGUUUUAAUGGCUUCAACUGAUAAAAGC